Molecule: messenger RNA, 3651 nt
Organism: Tilletiaria anomala UBC 951
Lineage: Eukaryota; Fungi; Basidiomycota; Exobasidiomycetes; Georgefischeriales; Tilletiariaceae
Exons: 2
Coding region: 1-3651 (1216 amino acids)
Biological process (GO): establishment of spindle localization; mitotic spindle orientation checkpoint signaling; nuclear migration along microtubule
Cellular component (GO): spindle pole body; mating projection tip; cell cortex
Molecular function (GO): microtubule binding
Source: RefSeq, a predicted model, not a curated record
AUGGCAGCCGUACAAGAUGCCAUUCCCCCCUCCUCCUCUCCCUCCACAUCGCUUCUCAUGGCGGCACCAGGAUUUCCCGAAACACCCACCGCCGUCCGAUCAGGGGCAGCAGUGGCGACAGACGUGCCAAACGCCAGCGCGAUUGCGCUCGGCCUCUCGCCGUCGCAGGAACUCGCACAGCAGAUCUCGGCGCUGCGCCUGACCGACGCCGAUCCCGACACGGAUGUGGGCACGGAUGCACACGCAGCGCCGGCGCUCGUCGGCAGCGGCAGCGGGGGCAGCCGCCGCGAGCGUCUGCGCGCAGCGGCUCGUGCCCUCGAGGCGAUCCUGCAGCAUUUGCAGGCGUCACGCAGCGCUAUCUUCCAGCUGGAGGAGGUGCGGCACGCCGUCUCCGUAGCGCUCCCUGGUGCUGCUACUGUCCCAGCAGCCAACGACACCGCAGCGGGGCAGGGCACGCGCGGCGAAAAUAAGGACAAUCAGGGGCAUCAGCGGGAAAGGGCUGCGGACCAGCUCAUGAUCCAGCUGGACGACCGACUGCAGAGCGCCUCGCGCCUCUUCAGCGCACUCGAGCUCGAGAUCGCCUCUCUCGCACAGGCUCCUCCUAGCAGGGUAGACGACGUUGACGAGGAGAGUGACGCAGGCGUGCCGGCUCUCAAGAGAAGCGGCAGCGAGAGCUCCCUGGCGAGCACGUCCAGCUUUGACGACGAGCUAUUUUUUGCAGCUGCAGCGGGCGCAGAUGCAUCGGCCCCCUCGCUGGCGUCGCUGCAGGCGCGCUUCGGGGCGGCAUCAGCCGAGUGGGUCGCCGUGCAGGAUGAGGUGGAGCUGCUGCGUCGCGAGCUGGUCGAGGACAAGCAGCUGGCUGUGCUUGAGGGAACCUGCAUGCACGUCGAGAGCGUCAUGGACAGCCUCGAGCGCGCCGUCAAUGCCGCGCGCGAGCUUGGGUGGAAGUGCCAGGAGGAGAUGCAGGUGCUACAUUCGUGGCGCCACCAACAGCAGCAGGCCGUCCAAAAAGCGCGAGGGGUCGACAUAGACACGACCGAGCAGGAGGAGGAGCUGGAAGAUUGCGCGGAACGCGCGGAGCGAAUGCGCAUGCUUCUCGACGAGCUGCGCGAGGUGCGGCGCAAGCUUGAAGUGAAGAAGGAGUACUACUUUCCUUCGAUCGACAAGGCCUUCGUCGGGCUGGAGGCCAUGCUUAAGAACCGCGCAACGUCAAAUGGCCACCUGCUUCGCCGCCGCCAUGAGCUCGGCAAUCGCUGGAAGAGCCUGCGCGAUGGCGUCGGAAAGUUCGAGCGCGACCUUGCGCGAACAGAGCGCAAGCUGCGCGCGGAGGCCCACGUCGUCUUUGGCAGUAACAGCGGCACCGGCGCUGGUGCCGCGGCGGAUCAAAGCACCGCAUGUCUUGCCGACAGCCCGAGCAACAGCAGCUCGCUCAGCACCAACAUGCGUUCCUCCACCAAGAGCUCAGCAGCAGGAGCAGGCGCAGCGUCGUCAUCGCCAACGCGUCCGACCAAAUCGCUCCUGCGCGUGCGACCUAACGGCCACGACGCUAUUGCAGCACAUAGCUCGACUUCGCCAUCAACGUCUGCCUCUGCCGCUGUGGCCCACACGCCGCCCCGCAGGAGCAUCUCCCUUUCCUCUCUCCCUGGCUCGCAGGGAAGCGUUAUUUCCGCUUCCACGCCACCGCAGAAGUUGCUGAAAAGCUCGCAACGCGGCCACAGUGGUGGUAGUGCCGCACCAGGCCAUAGCUCCGGCAGCAGUAGCACCAAGAGCAACAACCGCACGGCGGCCCCCGUACCGAUACCAGCCGCAUCAAGGAUCUCACUCAUCGGUGCUGCGCCCGCCACCGACAUUGUGCACGGCGGAGCGGCAGGGAGCCGCUACGCGCACAUCGGUCCCCGCGUCUCCUCGCGCCGGCCGCCGCCGUCCCCGUCGCCGACGAUGGGACGCAGCAGCGCCAUCACCAACGCCGCGUCGUCUUCCUCUUCACUGCAGGCCGGCCCCCCUGCACAAAUCUACUCGAGCUCCUGGCAGUCGCGAAGCGUGCUCGACGCGAACGCUGGCUCGCAGGUCCCUAAGCAUAUGCAGCAGAGCAUGCAGCGCGCGCCCUUGCGUGGCGUCUCGCCUUCUAUAUCCUCUUCGCCGUACCGUCUCGCAUCCGCGCGCAGAGAUUUAAGUUUGAACGUAGCGGAACGGUCCAAGACGCCGCAGCCUGCGCCAACGUAUGCGCGCUCGCGCUCACGAGCGGGCUCCGAGCCACCCGAGGCGGCGGUCAUGCCCGGCUCGUCGGCCGCAAGCGGGUGGCGCGCCCGUGUCGAUGCGAGGCUAGCGGCGCAACGAGCUGGCUCCAUUGCAGCGGAUGAGUCGAUGGAGAGUAUAGGCGACGACUCGUACGUAUCCACGUCGACCGUGCACCAUCCUCGCUCCGGCUCAUCGCUCGGGUUCAGCACUGGCGCGCCAUUGGCUAGUGCCGCAAGAACGAACCAGGGUCGCGGUGGCACAGCGCGACCAAUGUCGAUGCUCGGCUCGUACUACCGCCCACCCUCCGUCACCGGAAAUGCGAAGGAGGAAAUCGAGGAGAUAUGUUCGCGAUACGACGCGAGCAGCGGUAGCGGCAGUACAGACCGUGCAACUAUGCGACAAAGCUUCAUACCGCGUCUCUCGUCGAACGGCAGUAUCGCCGAUACCUUCUCAGCAGGUGCAGAUCAUCGCUCCGUCAGUCUCAGUGCAAUCCGGCGCCCAGCCUCUGCCCAGUCCAAUGCGUCGAACGACUCGCUGCAAGGCGCUUCGCGCAUCCCCUUGAGGUCGCCAAGCCGUCACCACUCGACUGCUUCCACAAUCUCAUUUGGCGCGAGCCGCCUGAGCAUGCAGACACCCGAACCCGUCAUUGCUGCGCGUGCCCAGAGACUCAGUAUGUUUGCGAAACCGUCCGGCAUCACGAACUCGGCGCAGCGCAAGGCCUCCCGGCCCCCGCCCACGCGGUACAAUGUCGGCGGCGUAGCGAGUCACGGAUCAUCGGCCAGCGCAAGUGCUGGUGCUGGCAGCGGUAACAGCAGCGGCACCGUUUCGCUGAACCCCCGCAAAGCUAGUGGCCGCAGCACACCGCUCUCCGCCGCAGCACUCGCGAAUGUCCCUGACGCCUCGCGCUCGAUCGACAUUGCGCGAAGCUCGCUCGUCUCGCACGAUUCGAGCGUCGCCAACUUUCGCGCGCAGAAAGCUGCGGCAGCCUCACGCGAGGGUGCCUCAACACCAACGCACAGCGAGCGCAGCUUUGGCUCACGCUCGUACGCCAGCUCUGCUUUCGGCGGCGGUGGCGGCACGCGGACCGGGGGUAAUUACUACGACGGUUAUCAACCGAACCCAUUCGAUGAUCUUGACGUGGAGAUUGCUCGCAUCGUUAACGAGCUCGGCGUCGCUCUUGAGCGCCUGGACGAGCGCCUGCCCAAGGGCCAGAGGCUGGACCUUGGGCCGGGCAAAGAAGCUCAAGCGCGUUACCUGGUCGGCGGCAAGGCGGUCAUGUGCAAGAUUCUUGAACUGCACCGGCCUGGUCACGGGUCAGGACGCAGCUCAACGAAGGCACGCAAGAUCAUGGUUCGCGCCGAAGGCUUCUGGCAGGAUCUCGAGGGCUGGCUGUUGACAAAGUUGAGGCAGUAA